AAGAAUCAUUCCAAAGGCACUCUGAAUGGAAUGAACUGAAUGGCAAACAGCACCACAGUGAGAGAGUUCAUCUUGUUAGGGCUGACCAACAACCAUCAACUUACCGUUGGACUUUUCCUCAUCCUGCUUGGGAUUUACCUUUUAACAUUGAUAGGAAACAUGUUGAUUAUUAUGAUCACACUGGCGAAUGCCCAACUGUAUACCCCGAUGUAUUUUUUCCUCCGAUAUGUGGCAUGGGUAGAGAUUGGGUAUGUGAGUACCAUCGUUCCUAAAACACUGGCCAACAUGGCCACCGGCAACAAAAGCAUCUCUUUAGCUGGUUGCUUCACACAGAUGUUCUUCUACUUUUUUUUUGGGACCACUGAGUUCCUUCUAUUGGCCACAAUGUCUGUUGAUCGAUACAUAGCCAUCUGUAACCCUCUUCACUAUCCAACCAUCAUGAAUGAACAGAUCUGCUCCUUAUUGGUACUUUGUUGUUGCGCUGGGAGUUUGUCACUAAUUCUAGUUCCAAGCAUUCUUUUCCUUCAAAUACCAUUUUGUGGUCCUAAUAUCGUCAAUCAUUUCUUUUGUGACAAUGGAUUUCUAAUCAAACUAUCAUGUGUUGACACUGGCCUCUUAGAACUUGUUAAUUUUCUGAUUUCCACAUUAGCUUUGUUUGGGACUUUAAUUAUCAGCAUUGUGUCUUACAUCAAAAUAAUUUGUACAAUUCUGAGAAUCCCAUCAACUACAGGGAGGAAGAAGACUUUCUCCACUUGUGCCUCACACAUGAGUGUGGUCUCCAUCACAUACGGCAGUUGUAUUUUCAUAUACAUAAGACCCGAAGGCAGCAGCCAAUUAGAAUUCAACAAAAUAAUGGCUCUUUUGAAUACUGUCAUGGCUCCACUUUUGAUCCCAUUCAUAUAUUGUUUGAGGAACAAACAAGUACAGGAUGCUUUGGGGACUGAACUGAGACGAUGGGUUGUGUUUUGCAAGAAAUUGAGAUGAUUUGUCAUUGAUGUGACCUUGAAGUAGAUAUUUUAUACAUUUAAGUUCUACUUUGUUAAACUGUGGCAUGUGCUGUUUUCAGAUGUAAUGAACGCACACUGAGAUGGUUUUACAAGGGGACCUGAGAAUACAUAAGGUUAUGGUAAUCAGAAACCAAGAGUGGUGCGAUGGCCUAGAGGUGGAGCUCUCACCUCACGAUCAGAAGGCUGUGAGUUUGAUCCUAGGUAGAGACAGCUAUUUCUUUCUCUGGGCACAAUGAGAAUAUAUCUGCUGAAUAUAACUCUGAAUUGGCGACAAGCAGGGCAUCCGGCCACUAAUCCCUCAGCUCCAUUCAGUUUACCAGACUCCAUCCCACAAGGGAUUAUGGGGUCAUUAAAAGGUGAUGAUGAUAAUGAUGAUGAUGGCAAUCAGGAACCAAAACAUCUGAUAAUCCCCAACAAAAUAAACCACAAUACAUGAGAAAUACACACACAAUGUUUUAGUCUGGCUUUGGAUUUGACAUUGACAGAGAAUGCAUGAUAAAUAUUUCUUGCAAUUCACAAUAGGCUUCUUUGCUCUUUGAGACGUCCCUGUGGGAUCUUCACAGUUAGUCUUGAAUACAGUACUGCCUGGCAAAAAUAAACUAGGGAAUAAAAGU
Molecule: messenger RNA, 1621 nt
Organism: Pantherophis guttatus
Lineage: Eukaryota; Metazoa; Chordata; Lepidosauria; Squamata; Colubridae
Product: olfactory receptor 6E1-like
Biological process (GO): G protein-coupled receptor signaling pathway
Cellular component (GO): membrane
Molecular function (GO): G protein-coupled receptor activity; olfactory receptor activity
Source: RefSeq, a predicted model, not a curated record